GCAUUCAUAGUAUAUUCAUGUCUUAAAUUUUUUUCGGUGUUAUUCAAAUUUUUUAAUUUUACUUGCAUUAUGCUUAAAUUUUCAAGUUAUUCGCUUUUAUCGAAGCUAAAUUUAUUCAAAUGUACCAGUCGUGACUAUUGCGGAUCGGACGACCGCGAGAAAUCUGCCUUCAAAAAUAUUAAAACAUUACCGCCAAUGGGGGUUUCUCAUUUAACAAAUCUGUUUCAGGAAGACAAGAACGAUAAUAAAGUAAAUUUAGGAGUAGGUGUGUAUCGAACCGAAGAAAACCAACCUUACAUGUUGCCGGUUGUAAAAAAAUGUGCAUUGGAAUUGGUUGAAAAUCCAGAUUUAAAUUUUGAGUAUUUACCCGUACUUGGGAACCCAGAGUUUACGAAAGCGGCCACCGAACUCAUUUUAGGGAAGGACUGCAAGGCAAUUAAAGAAAAGCGCAUUGUAGGAGUUCAGACUAUUUCAGGCAGCGGGGCGCUACGAAUAGCUGUUGAAUUUAUCAGCCAACAUUUAAAGAAACGAACUUGUUACAUGUCGAAUCCAACUUGGAAGAAUCAUUCCCUUAUUUUAAAACAGGCUGGAUUUAAAACCCUAAAGGGUUAUCCCUAUUGGAAUGCAUCAAAACGAAAUAUUGAUAUACCCAAGCUAUUGGCCGCCCUUAAUGAAGCGAAGCAGGGCGAUGUUAUUUUAUUGCAGCCUUCAGCACACAAUCCGACUGGAAUGGAUCCUACUAAAAGACAAUGGAAGCAAAUAGCACAAGUUAUAAAAGAGCGCAAUCUGUUUCCAUUCUUUGAUGUUGCGUAUCAAGGAUUUGCAACUGGUGAUCCGGAUCGCGAUACCUGGGCAGUUAGAUACUUUGUCAAAGAGGGCAUUGAAACAUUAAUAGCACAAUCGUUUUCCAAAAAUAUGGGUCUAUACAAUGAGCGCGUUGGCAAUCUGAUAGUCGUGUUGAAGGAUGCAAAGCAUUUUGAGGCGGUAGCUUCGCAGUUUACGAUUAUAAUUCGAACAAAUUAUUCAAAUCCACCGGCAUUUUGUAGUCGUGUUGUUGCAAAACUCCUAACGGACGAACAUAAUAAAAAAGAAUGGUUAAAAACGAUUGGCGAAAUGGUCGAUCGUAUUAAAAAAAUGCGAAAGACGUUAACCAAAAAACUCAAAGAGCUGGAAACUCCCGGUACAUGGGAUCACAUUGAAAAACAGCGUGGAAUGUUCUCAUUUUUGGGAUUGCCACCGAAUCAAUGUGAUAAAUUGUUAAAAGAGAAGCAUAUUUAUUUGCUAAACUCCGGACGCAUCAAUGUAUGCGGAUUAAAUUUAAAUAAUAUUGAUUAUGUGGCCAAAUCCAUUGACGAAGUAGUUAGGCAAGAGAUCAGUUUGCGUAACCAAAAUGAUCAAGUUAAAUGCCAUGAAUACCUCACUGAAGACAGAGAAAUUGAGGAACAGAAGUCAAUAAAUUAGUAGUUGCUAUCAGAUUUUAUACAAUAUAAGUGCAGAAUAUAUUAAUUUUGUUCUCACA
Molecule: messenger RNA, 1519 nt
Organism: Drosophila virilis
Lineage: Eukaryota; Metazoa; Arthropoda; Insecta; Diptera; Drosophilidae
Product: aspartate aminotransferase, cytoplasmic
Biological process (GO): L-aspartate biosynthetic process
Cellular component (GO): cytosol
Molecular function (GO): L-aspartate:2-oxoglutarate transaminase activity; pyridoxal phosphate binding
Source: RefSeq, a predicted model, not a curated record